Messenger RNA from Lucilia cuprina (Australian sheep blowfly), 4103 nucleotides. RefSeq lists its product as uncharacterized. The transcript is spliced from 10 exons. The record is from RefSeq and is a predicted model, not a curated record. Gene Ontology annotation, biological process: regulation of transcription by RNA polymerase II. Gene Ontology annotation, cellular component: nucleus. Bases 78 to 3980 code for a protein of 1300 amino acids. Lineage: Eukaryota; Metazoa; Arthropoda; Insecta; Diptera; Calliphoridae. Gene Ontology annotation, molecular function: RNA polymerase II transcription regulatory region sequence-specific DNA binding; DNA-binding transcription factor activity, RNA polymerase II-specific.
AGUUUGACAGUAGAAAUUUCAUUGUAUAUAUAAACAAAAAUCAAGUGUUUAUUAUUUUAAAUGAAAUUUUAAUAAGAAUGUCGUUUAAAAGUGUUAAAAAUAUUGGUACUGUUUCACAAAAAUGUGGAGAAAUUAUAAUUACAAUGAAAAAAAAUGCCAAAAAUGUUUAUUCAUACAAUUGUUGGUUUUGUGACACUAUUUGUAUACAAAUGAAAAAGUUUACUUUGCAUCUUGAACAGGAACAUAUAACCCAAUUGGAACAGGCAACAGCUAUUGUUACUGAUACUAACAAUGAAGAUAAUCUCGAUGAUAAGUUAGAAAUACAAAAAGAAACCGCUAUUGAUAGUAUAUUUGUUGGAGAAAUUAAAAUUGAAGAUUGUUUUAAUGAUAAUAGCGAUGAUUUAAUAUCUGAAUUAGGAGAAGAAAAAUCUCAAAUUGUAACAAGGUGUCUUAAAAAGGAUCAAUUGAUGCAAAAUUCCCAAGAUCCACUAGAAGCUUUUGAAAGUAAUGCUACUGAAAAUGUUCUACCAGUUUCAUUGGAAAAUGAUAAUGAAGCAUUUAAAAUAGAUAAUUCGAAUUUAAAAGAUGAAUUUCAAUUCGAAAAUGUGAAAACAAAUAUGUUAUCGGAUGAUGAACAACUAGAAAAUAAUUCCGAUUUCAGUAAAAACCAUAAUGACAGCGAUAGUGAUUUCAAAAUGGAGUAUAGUAGCGAGGAAAAUUUAAUAAAACCACUCAAAAACAACCGAAAAGUUAAAGAAAAAGAAUAUAUUUUAGCACUCAUUGAAGCUUAUUAUCAAAAACCUCAACUAUGGAAUACAUUAUUACCCAAGUGCAAUAAUGUUCAAAGAGAAAUGCUAUUUCAAAAUAUAACUGAUGAAUUGAAUCAAAAAUUAAAAAGAAAUUUAAAAUUAUAUACGAUUAAGAAUAAAAUAAAUGAUAUAUGCAAGAAAUACGAAAAAGAAAUUAAAAGACAAUUGGAAGCGGAUGAAAAAACUAUAGAAACAAAUAUUACAGAAUUAUGGUUUUACGAAAAUAUGAGUUUUCUGAAAACCUCAAUUGAAAGCAAAUUAAAACAGAAAAGGAAGAAAACAUAUCAUAAAGUGAAACCCUUAAGUGAUGACUUAUUAUGCGAAAUAAUAGACGUUUACAAGACUUACAGUAGUUUAUGGAAUGUCAAUCAUGUAGCCUACCCCAUCAAACAAAAACGUGAUGAAUCUUUGCAAUCUAUGGUGGAAGAUGUUAAAAAGAAAAUUGAUAUUCCUUUAGAUGUAGAUAAACUUGAAAAACACCUGCUGCAUAUACACAAUUCAUUUUCUAAAGAUAAAGAAGACAAAUUGAAAUGUGAAGGCAAACAUAUUGGUUUUCGACCCACUUGUUCUUUCUAUAAUAAAUGUGAUUUUUUAGAAGAACAUCAAGGACCAUUUAAAUGCCCCUAUUGCAGUGAAAUCCAUAUGCAAUAUAAAGAUUUUCAAAUACACAAAUCACAACACGAUGGAUCCAUACCAUUUAAGUGUCAAGAAUGUGGCAUGGGAUUCAAGGCAAGCGGCAAUUAUACAUUACAUGUAAAACGACAUUUAGGAGUUUUUCGAUAUCGUUGUAAUAUUUGUGACAAGGGAUAUCCCUUAAACUCUGAACUAACACUUCAUAUGCGUUCACAUACCGGCGCCCAACCGUAUUUAUGUUCUAUAUGUGGAGAAGGAUUUCGUGCAGCUAUUGGCUAUGAUAAUCAUAUGCGUCGACAUGAAGAAAGAUUUCGAUAUCAUUGUCAAAUAUGUAAAAGAGGAUUUAAUGUUUUAGCAACCCUUAGGGAUCAUGUUAAUGCCCAUCUAAAUGUUCGAAAUUUCGUUUGUAAUGACUGUGGUAAAAGUUUUACUUCUAAGAAGUAUCUACAAUAUCACAGCCGCAUUCAUGGUAGUAAAAACUAUACAUGUAACAUUUGUGGUAAGAGUUAUGCCCAGGAUGCUGGUUUAAGACAGCAUAAAAGACACAUGCAUGCCACAAGGAUUCCAGCAAGAAUGUCAAGUACAAGUGUUUCAAACUGUAAUACUGUAAGCAAAAAGUGUGGAGAAAUUAUAAUUACAAUGAAAAAGAAUGCCAAAAAUGUUUAUUCAUUCAAUUGUUGGUUUUGUGAUACCAUUUGUAUACAAAUGAAAAAAUUCACUUUGCAUCUUGAACGGGAACAUGUUACUGAGUUGGAACAUACAACUUCUAUUGCAACUGAGCAAUAUAAACCAGAAAAUGCUAUAUCUGAUAUUGAAAAAGUAAAUAGUAUCGAUAAUAUAUUAGUUAGAGAAAUUAAAGUAGAAGAUUGUGACAGUGAAAAUAUUAAGUCCGAAACGAGUGAGGAAAAAUCACAAGUUAUAAAAGAAUGCAACGACAAGGAGGAAGUAAUACCAAGAUUCCAAGACCCUCUUGAAACGUUUGAGGAAAAUCAUGAUGGAAUUUUAUUGCCCAUUUCAGAAGUAUUGAUUAACCAAAAGGCUUCGAAAUUAGAUACAAAUGAAUACUUUGAAAAAAUACAACCAACAGAAGAUGUAGAAAUGCAUUACUUUUCAGCAGACGAACAACAUGAAUAUCAUUCAGAUUUAAGCGGUGAAGAGUCUUCGGAUAGUGAUUUUAAAAUUGAAGACAAUGUCGAUGAUAAACUAAUGAAACCUUUUAAACAAAGUGCAAAGUCAAAAGAAAAGGAACUAAUUUUGGGUCUUAUUGAUGCGUACUACAAAAAUCCACAACUUUGGGAUACAACACUUAUGGAAAGAUGUAAUUUAAAGCAGAAAGACGAUAUACUACAAACUAUAACAGAUGAAUUGAAUGCAAACUUAAAGAUGAAAUUAAAAUUAUACAUGGUUAAGAAAAAGUUAAAUUUUAUUUGCAAGCAGUAUGAAAAAGAAAUUGAAAGACAAAUCAACGAGAAUGACAAUAGCAAAGAGUCGCAGAAUUCCGAAUUAUGGUUCUUUGAAAAUAUGAGUUUUCUAAAAUCCACAGUUGAAAAUAAAUUAAAACUAAAAAGAAAAAAACCAAAACAUAAAGUGAAACCCUUAAAUGAUAAUCUCUUAUCUGAGUUAAUUGAUAUUUACAAAAACUAUAACAGUCUAUGGGAUGUUAAUCAUAUAGCUUAUACAGUUAAGGAUAAAAGACAUGAAACUAUGGAGUCUAUGUUGGAAGAUAUUAAUACUAAAAUGAAUCUUACUUUAGAUAUAUACAAAUUAGAAAAACACUUACAUUUUAUACAUAAAUCAUUUGCUAAGGAAAAACACCACAAAUUGGAAUGUCAAAUAAAUCAAGAGGAUUUUCAUCCAUCAUGUUCCUACUUCAAUAAAUGUGACUUUUUGGAAAGUAAUCAAGGACCUUUCAAAUGCCCCAACUGCAAUGAAAUCAUUGAGACCUAUAAUGACUUUCAAGUACAUAAAUCGCAACAUGAUGGCUCCGUACCAUUUAAAUGUCAGGAAUGUGGCAUGGGAUUCAAAAAAGUUACCAACUAUACCAUACACGCAAAACGGCAUUUGCGUGUUUUUAAAUUUCAUUGCGAAAUCUGUGGAAAGGGAUAUCCAUUUAAUGCUGAACUAGAUCUUCAUAUGCGUUCACACACUGGAGCCCAACCAUAUUUAUGUUCGGUAUGCGGUGAAGGAUUUCGUACAGCCAUUAGUUACGAUAAUCAUAUAAGACGUCAUGAGGAAAGAUUUAAAUAUUUCUGCCAUAUAUGUAAAAAAGGCUUUAAUCAUAUGACACGCCUUAAUGAUCAUGUCAAAGCCCAUCUCAAUGUGCGUGAUGUUAUAUGUACGGUAUGUGGUAAGGGUUUUACCAGCCGUAAAUAUUUAAAUCACCAUAAGCGUAUACAUGAAGGUAAAAAUUAUAGUUGUAAUAUAUGUGGGAAAAGCUUUGCUCAGGAUGCUGGUCUAAGGGCUCAUAAAAAAUACCAUGGAACUCCGAUUGGCAUUAGUAGUAUUCAAAAAGAACAGAAUAAAUAUAACUUAUUGUAAGUUUAUAAUAGUUAAUGGAAAAAAUUCAAAUGUAUAUAAUUAUUUAAAAAAAAUAUAUAUAAUAAAUAUAAAAAUAAUAAUACAAAUGUUGAAAAUCCCACGGUGGUCUUUUUCAACCACUGG